Messenger RNA from Hyphopichia burtonii NRRL Y-1933, 1500 nucleotides. Its product is annotated as enolase. Gene Ontology annotation, cellular component: phosphopyruvate hydratase complex. The transcript has a single exon. Gene Ontology annotation, molecular function: magnesium ion binding; phosphopyruvate hydratase activity. Gene Ontology annotation, biological process: glycolytic process. Bases 4 to 1329 code for a protein of 441 amino acids. The record is from RefSeq and is a predicted model, not a curated record. NCBI's taxonomy places the organism in Eukaryota, Fungi, Ascomycota, Pichiomycetes, Serinales, Debaryomycetaceae.
AUCAUGUCAAUUUCCAAAAUCCAUGCCCGUUACGUUUACGAUUCUCGUGGAAACCCAACAGUUGAGGUUGAGUUGACCACCGAGAAUGGUUUAUUCAGAAGUAUUGUUCCAUCCGGUGCCUCCACUGGUGCAUCAGAGGCCAUUGAGUUGCGAGAUGGAGACAAGUCCAAAUGGUUAGGUAAGGGGGUCACUAGGGCCGUAUCCAAUGUAAAUGAUAUUAUUGCACCAGCUUUGAUCAAGGCUGGAUUUGAAGUUAGUGAACAAAGAAAAAUUGACCAGUUUUUAUUAAAGUUGGACGGAACUCCCAAUAAACGAAACUUGGGUGCCAAUGCGUUGUUAGGGGUAUCAUUGGCCACCGCUAAGGCUGGUGCCGCAGCCGGCAAGAUUCCCUUGUACCAGUAUAUUGCCCAAUUAUCUGGGUCUAAACAGGAACCGUAUGUUUUACCGGUUCCUUUCCAGAAUGUUUUGAAUGGAGGCACCCACGCCGGGGGGUCUUUGGCGUUCCAAGAGUUUAUGAUUGCACCAACGGGGUUUGACUCGUUUUCGGAGGCGUUGAGGGUAGGAACCGAAGUCUAUCAUACCUUGAAGUCGUUGGCCAAAGAAAAGUAUGGACAAUCUGCCGGUAACGUUGGUGACGAGGGAGGAGUUGCGCCGGACCUUGAAACUGCAGAAGAAGCCCUUGAUUUGAUUGUUGCAGCCAUUGAAAAAGCCGGGUAUAAAGGAUUGGUUAACAUUGCGCUUGAUCCUGCUGCAUCCGAAUUCUACAAAGAAGGUAAAUACGAUUUGGAUUUCAAGAAUCCGAAUUCUGAUAAGUCCAAAUGGUUAACUGGGGAACAGUUGGCUGCGAAAUAUCAACUGUUGAUUGAAAAGUAUCCGAUCAUAUCUCUUGAAGAUCCCUUUGCCGAGGACGACUGGCAGUCUUGGGCGGUUUCGUAUCCCAGCUUGGCCAGCCGAGUUCAGAUUGUAGCUGAUGAUCUAACCGUCACCAAUCCCAUAUUUAUCAAGAAGGCCAUUGAACAAAAAGCUGCCAAUGCUUUAUUAUUGAAGGUGAAUCAGAUCGGAACCCUCACCGAGUCCCUUGACUCUGCAAAACUCGCGUACGCCAACGGCUGGGCCGUCAAGGUGUCCCACCGUUCCGGCGAAACUGAAGAUACCUUCAUUGCCGACUUGGUUGUUGGUUUAAGAACUGGCCAAAUCAAGACGGGGGCACCUGCCAGAUCCGAAAGAUUGGCCAAGUUGAACCAAAUCUUGAGAAUCGAAGAGGAAGUCGGCGGCCCGGGCAAGUACCUCUACGCCGGACUCAAGUUCCAUUCUGCCCACCUGUUGUAGCCCAGCUACUCGUUUGCAAAGUUGUGCACUGUGUGCCUGGUGUUAACACACCUAGUCUCUUUCUAUUCGGUUAAUAUACUACACUAGAAUUAGUAGUGGUAGUAUUAUGUAUCCUGUUUUAUUGGAACCUUUUAUAUCUUUCAUAUAUAUACAUAUCGAAACUUAUAGUCA